GCAGUGCAGUAUAAUGGGAGCGCAAGCAACCCAGAGCGCCUCAUAGGGGGGCUGCAUAUCGCUGCUGUAUCCUCUGCCUGGCGCUCGCUCUCGCACUCGCUCUCCCUCUCUCCGUCUCUCCAGCACCUCAGCCCCACAGCCCAUGCCCGGGCGCCCCCCCCUCCUCACUGGAUCCGUACCCUUCGACAUGGAUGUCCCGCCGUCCCUCGACCCGGAGGAUUGUUGCUUCUUGGCGCAGUGAAGGAGGAGAAGGGGAAGGGAGAAAGGAAUCAUGCCGGGACUGCUAAUGGAUUUAGGGAAAGCGCAAGUGACCAUGCCGUGAUCUUGCGCAUCCAGGGCCGCCGUCACCCUGCCUUGCCCAGCGACCGUAGAAGAAUUCCGGGGGAAUCGAACCCGCGCACCGGGUGGAUUAAAAAAACCACUGUGCAUUUUUUUAAAAACAACAUGAAGAUUACCUCCCACCAUCUGAUGAUAACCAGUCUCGAUUUCAGGUCCAACCUCAGGCUGAUCCCGCUUCUGCUGCUGUUUCUUGGUUACUCUCGCGGGAUGCCACACGUUUUAAGAUUUGGAGGAAUAUUUGAAUCCAUUGAGAGCGGCCCCUCUGGAGCAGAGGAACUAGCCUUUAAAUUUGCCUUGAACACAAUCAACAGGAACCGCACCUUGCUCCCCAACACUACGCUGACCUAUGACAUCCAGAGAAUAAACAUCUUCGACAGCUUCGAGGCCUCCAGGAAAGCAUGUGAUCAGCUUUCUCUCGGGGUGGCGGCCAUUUUUGGCCCCUCACACAGCUCGUCAGCCAAUGCCGUCCAGUCCAUAUGCAACGCUUUGGGAGUGCCCCACAUCCAGACCAAGUGGAAGCAUCAAGUGUCCGACAACAGGGACUCGUACUAUGUCAGCCUGUACCCCGACUUCUCCUCCCUCAGCAGAGCCAUCCUCGACCUGGUGCACUUCUUCAAGUGGAGAACCGUCACUGUGGUGUAUGACGACAGCACAGGUACAGGUCUCAUUCGACUGCAGGAGCUGAUCAAGGCACCGUCACGAUACAACAUUCGUUUGAAGAUCCGACAGCUGCCCACAGAGACCAAGGACGCCAAGCCACUUCUGAAGGAGAUGAAGAAGGCAAAGGAGUUCCAUGUCAUCUUUGAUUGUGGACAUGAGAUGGCUGCCUGGAUCCUAAAGCAGGCACUGGCCAUGGGUAUGAUGACUGAGUACUACCAUUAUAUUUUUACCACCCUGGACCUUUUUGCCCUCGACAUGGAACCGUAUCGUUACAGUGGAGUCAACAUGACGGGGUUCCGCAUCCUCAACACAGAAAACACUCAGGUGUCGUCGAUCAUCGAGAAGUGGUCAAUGGAGCGCCUACAAGCCCCGCCCAAACCGGACUCAGGCCUGCUGGAUGGAUUCAUGACGACGGACGCGGCGCUGAUGUACGACGCCGUGCACGUGGUGGCCGUGGCAGUGCAGCAGUCGCAGCAGAUCACCGUCAGCUCUCUGCAGUGCAACCGCCACAAGCCGUGGCGCUUCGGGGGCCGUUUCAUCAGCCUCAUCAAAGAGGCUCACUGGGACGGUUUGACCGGACGUGUUCUCUUCAACAAGACCAAUGGGCUGAGGACAGAUUUCGACCUGGACGUCAUCAGUCUGAAGGAGGAGGGGCUGGAGAAGAUUGGAACAUGGGAUCCUCCCAGCGGCCUAAAUAUGACAGAGACUCACAAAAGCAAGACGUCCAACAUCACAGAUUCUCUGGCUAACAAAUCCCUGCGUGUAUCCACCAUCCUGGAGGAGCCCUAUGUGAUGUUUAAGAAGUCAGACAAGCCUCUGUAUGGGAACGACCGCUUCGAGGGCUACUGCAUCGACUUGCUGAGGGAGCUCUCGGGCAUCCUCGGGUUCCGCUACGAGGUGCGAUUAGUGGAAGACGGGAGGUACGGGGCACUGGACGAGAGCACGGGUCAAUGGAACGGCAUGGUGCGGGAGCUCAUGGACCACAAAGCGGACCUGGCGGUGGCUCCUCUGGCCAUCACCUACGUCAGAGAGAAGGUCAUCGACUUCUCGAAGCCCUUCAUGACACUGGGAAUAAGUAUCCUGUACCGCAAGCCCAACGGCACCAACCCCGGAGUCUUCUCCUUCCUCAAUCCCCUCUCGCCCGAUAUCUGGAUGUAUAUUCUGCUGGCUUGCUUGGGUGUCAGUUGUGUGCUGUUUGUCAUAGCCAGGUUUAGCCCUUAUGAGUGGUACAACCCGCAUCCAUGCAACCCAGACUCGGAUGUAGUGGAAAACAAUUUUACGCUUCUCAAUAGUUUCUGGUUUGGAGUUGGGGCUCUCAUGCAGCAAGGCUCAGAGCUCAUGCCCAAGGCCCUGUCGACUCGAAUAGUGGGAGGCAUCUGGUGGUUCUUCACCCUCAUCAUCAUUUCUUCAUACACGGCCAACUUGGCCGCCUUCCUCACUGUGGAGAGGAUGGAGUCGCCCAUAGACUCCGCCGAUGACCUGGCCAAGCAGACUAAAAUCCUGUACGGGGUGGUGGAGGACGGCGCCACUAUGACCUUCUUCAAGAAAACGAAAAUCUCCACCUAUGACAAGAUGUGGGAGUUCAUGAACAGCAGGAGGCAAUCUGUGAUGGUCAAGAACGUGGAGGAGGGCAUCCAGCGCGUCCUGACCUCGGACUAUGCCUUCCUCAUGGAGAGCACCACCAUUGAGUUCGUCACCCAGCGCAACUGCAACCUCACACAGAUCGGAGGCCUCAUAGACUCCAAAGCCUACGGAGUGGGAACACCUAUGGGCUCUCCGUACCGGGACAAGAUCACGAUAGCCAUUCUGCAGCUGCAGGAGGAAGGGAAGCUGCACAUGAUGAAGGAGAAGUGGUGGAGAGGGAACGGCUGUCCCGAGGAGGAGAGCAAAGAGGCCAGCGCUCUGGGGGUGCAGAACAUCGGCGGGAUCUUCAUCGUGCUGGCUGCGGGACUGGUGCUGUCAGUGUUUGUGGCCGUGGGGGAGGUCCUUUAUAAGUCCAAACAGAACGCCCAGCUGGAGAAGCGUUCGUUCUGCAGCGCCAUGAUGGACGAGCUGCGCGUGUCUCUGAAGUGCCAACGGCGCCUCAAACAGAAGCCUCAGCCGCCCGUCAUCGUUAAGACAGAGGAGGUCAUUAACAUGCACACGUUCAACGACAGGAGACUCCCAGGAAAGGAAACCAUGGCAUGAACACUGAGCAUAAACCACCACCAACCCCCCUCCCCCGAACACGCCCCUCGAUUAAAACCACGGAGAGGGCGACGGCGGGGUCAAAUUGAUGCUGACUCAGCCACAGACUGAGGUUAGCCGUCCAAAACAGGAUUCUUUUGAACCCACUUGCUUAUGUAGACAGAUGUUUCCUGUGGAAAUAUAGAUACCUGAGCAGUGUCACCUCACUGUGACGUUCACUUUUUCGAAGAGAGCUGGAGGGGAAGGACUCAAGUGUAUGUAAUAUGAAAAAGAUUAUCCAAGCAGGUUGGGACAAAACACAAGUCUGGUCCACACUAGAAAGUGGACUUAAAAACACACACAUAACACAUAUAGGUACACGCAAACACACACACAUACACACUCUCAUCUGAGGGAAAAUUCUAUUGUGACAGUAACACCAGAUGUAGUUUUUUCUGUUGAUGUCAAUGCCCUUUUGUCUUACCUCCAUGUGUGUGUGACCCCAUCGGCCCCUCCCCUCCAGUGGCUUGAGUUUCUUUCAAACGAUUCGAACAAACACUGAUCUCACACCAGACAGAAAGGGGAACGGUAGUCAGUGCCAAAUGGUUUGCUAUGAACUGCUGUAUAAAAAGUGAUAUUUUAGUUUGGGAUCAUCGAUGCUGACCUUGUUGAACGCCUAUCAUUUUCUUCUGUAAUGCCUUUCUCGUGCCAAAGUUCUGCCAUUGUGAAGAACUUUCUGCCAUGCCUCCUCUGUUCAAAGCCUCUACAAGCAAUGUAUCCUGUCAAAGUCCUUCUUCAUGUCCGUCCUUUCACGCAGUUGCAAUUGUCACUCUGUACCAGUUGUUGUUUAAAAAUGCAGGAUUUCUACAAAAAUGUUUGUUUUUGUACAAGAACAAGAAGUUUUGUAGUACUUUGUAUCAUGGUAGCCCCCUCCUGUGGACAAAAUAUGUAGCAGAUACCAACUGAGCCCUCAAACUGUGUCAACUGUUGGCCGUGGGGCUUCAAACUCUGCUGUGUAGGGUUCAUCUCUCUCAUCAAUCAGAGAUUCAGUCUUUUGUCUGUCGGUAUCGUGGGGCCAGCUGUACAUACUGUCUGGGGACAAUGUGGUGCGUGAGAACAAUGAAACCUGUGUAUCAAGUGGUGCUGAAAGUAGGAAGAGGUAGUGACUCAUUCUAGACAUCUGAGCGGUUCGUCUGUUGGCAGAAAGUCCGACUGACGGCAAGUGUGUUCGACGAUUGGUAGAUAGGAUGAGUCACCAUGAAAGACGUAGUAAAACAUGCAGAUUGCUUGUUGCUUGUGUUAAAGAUGAGUAUAACUCUCGUUGCCAGGCUACAAUGCUGUUACCAGACUGUGAUUUAGCCGUAGUAGACUGCAAAAACUAGUAAAUAAAGACUACUGUGAAGUCCUCAAAGUUUUACUUAAAGGGAAACUUUGGUUUUCCUCCACCUCGACCCUUUUUCCCACUGUUUGAGUGACUAAUGGGGACAACAAUUUCUGAGUGAGACCACUGCAGCCGGUGGCUGCUAAAAAGGCUGCGAUGUCUCUAACACAGUGAAUUAUUUCAACCAAACCAGAGUCGAUGAUUUUUGGAGGAUUUGGGGUUUUUUUUAAUUUAUUUCUUUUUUCUUUUUUUUUUUUCUUUUGCCAUAUUUGAAUGAGGUUUGUUUUGAAACAGUAAAGAUGCAAAUGGAGUUUGGUCGCUUUGGUGUGCAGCUGUUUUUGGUUACACAAAAAGGAUAAUAUUCUUCAAUUUGAGAGAGGUCUAUCUCGACAGGCAACUAUUCUAAUAUGUUAUCAUACUGUCAGCUGCAGCUGGUUAGCUCAGUUAGCCAUGCAGCUAGCAGUACGGACUUGGAAUUCAGAGCAGCGGGGGAGUCUUGGUGUUUCCAUCAAUAACUCGGUACCUUUGGAACAGCAUGAGACAUAAAACACAAAACACAGAUGCCAUAACAUCAAAAUUGUUUGCACUUGACGUUCUUUUGAUAGUUGUAGUUCAUUUUUGAAUGGAUGGAUUUUGUUGGUUCACAGUUGCCCCCUAAGGGAUUUUAUUGUAGCCCGUUUGUGGCUUCAUCGCUCUUGCUCGAUAUUGGACCAAAUUUUAUUUUUUUUAAAUUGUCUUCCCUUUGAAUCACUUAUACACAAAUCUUGGGAAAAUAGGGUCAGUUGGAAAAUGCAAGAAGUACCCUCUCACCAGAAUACGGCGAACUCUUACACUAGAAGAAGUAAACUCGAUUGAAGAUAAUGAUGGAAACUAGUUCAUUUGAUAGAUUGAAAUCUUUGCAUUGAGGACGGCCCGUUUAAAUUAAUAUUCAGCUUUGAAGAAAUCAAUAAAAACACAAGAUCCAUUAAGUGGCUGGAGUUGUCGAUCACAUCUUCUUCAGUCAACUUCUCACUGUGAACUUUGAAGCCAACAGUGGAUGAAAGUUCUUGUAAAAAAAAGGCAAACUCUUAAGUUUUGAACCUCAGCAGUGGGCGACUUGUGAAUGUAAGUGCAGUUGCAGUAAAUCUGACGGGGGGGAAUAAUCAGCAGCUUCGGGGUUAAAUGUUUCACCUUUGGGUUUGCUCCUCUCUCGCAGCCGGAGCAGACGAUUCAUCAGCUAAUUGUCUCCAGAUGUGUUUUUCUCUUCGUGAUCGCAUUUGGCCCCACGACACAUCCUGUCUGUUGUUCCAUGUUGUGAAAUGACAAGCAUACUUGGUAGGUUACUUCUUCACUGCCCCUGUCUUCCCACCCGGUGACUCAUUUGACCCGUUCAUAAAGGGAUUUCAGAGACAGCACACACACACACACACACACACACACGGGGCCUGGCUCUGGUGCUGAAAUCUCUGCUGUACAUGUGUGGAUACUAGUUAACAACUUAUUUUAAAAAAAAAAAAAAAAAAAAAA
This is a messenger RNA of Acanthopagrus latus (yellowfin seabream), 6052 nucleotides long. RefSeq names its product glutamate receptor ionotropic, kainate 2-like. Bases 445 to 3186 code for a protein of 913 amino acids. Gene Ontology annotation, molecular function: transmitter-gated monoatomic ion channel activity involved in regulation of postsynaptic membrane potential; kainate selective glutamate receptor activity. Gene Ontology annotation, biological process: synaptic transmission, glutamatergic; monoatomic ion transport; modulation of chemical synaptic transmission. The record is from RefSeq and is a predicted model, not a curated record. Gene Ontology annotation, cellular component: presynaptic membrane; kainate selective glutamate receptor complex; postsynaptic membrane. The transcript has 16 exons. NCBI's taxonomy places the organism in Eukaryota, Metazoa, Chordata, Actinopteri, Spariformes, Sparidae.